This is a messenger RNA of Rosa rugosa (rugosa rose), 2741 nucleotides long. Its product is annotated as protein MLP1 homolog. The coding region runs from base 71 to 2266 and encodes 731 amino acids. The transcript is spliced from 3 exons. The record is from RefSeq and is a predicted model, not a curated record. Lineage: Eukaryota; Viridiplantae; Streptophyta; Magnoliopsida; Rosales; Rosaceae.
UAGCAAGAGUAGAAGAGCGUAGGGAGUCUGACCAAAAGUAAAGAGGUAGAAGAAGAGCAGAGCAGAGAGAAUGGAGGAAGAAGAGGAAAUGGAUUCUCUGUUCGAGGGCAUGGUGUUGUUCGACCCCACUUCCAAUUCCAGUUCCGACUCACACCAUCCUCCUCCUCCUCAGCAGAAUCAGGACAACGCCCAAGAUCCCAAACUUGAAAUUGAAGCUCCGCCAUCAUCAUCAUCAUCUGAACCCCUCGACGAGAACCUCUUCUCCGACCUCACUGUCCAAUUCCAAACCCCACCACCACCACUAGACCAAGACCAAGAAGAUCCGAUCAAAACCACAUCCAGACAGAAUUCGAGUUCCCGGAAGAAAAAAAGAGCCGCCGGAUUAAGAAUCGGUUACGCCAGAGAUGCCAACGCUCACUCUCACGAUCGCUCUCUCUCUUUCGACGCCGAUGACGUCAUCAUCGCCGACGGAACCGAUUCGCUUCCCGAACCCAGCCCUUCUUCUGUAUCAGUAUCAGUACCAGUCCAAUCCCAACCCGAACCCGAACCCGAAGUCGAAAACGAACCCGAACCCGAAGUUGAACCCAAAGCCGACGAAGCUGAAGCGACUCCGGAGCUCCGGUUGGAUCAAAGCAAGGCCUUGAUCGCGGAGAAGCUGAGCAGUGCUCGUCAGUUGGCGGCGUCUGUUUCCUCCGCCAGGAAGGACGCAAUUGCGAGGAGGAGGACGGCGGCUGACAAUCUCAAUCUGGCUUCUGGCGAUUACGCCAGUCUAGAGAAGCAGCUGGAAGAGGCCUGCGAGGCAGAGGAUUUCGAGACGGCCGAAAGGCUUAGUGACAGCCUUGCUGCUGCUCAGGAGAAGAGGCAGGCUCUGUUGGCCGCACUCAGAGAUGCUGAGGCUGAAUGUGAUGCUGUCGACUCCAAAAUGCAUGAGGUUCUCCAAUCCCAGAUCGCCGCAGAGGAACAAUGCGCCUCUCUCCUCCAACACUUCGCAACUGAUGCUUCAAGUAAUGCAGAUUUGGUCUUAAAGGCAGCAGAGGAACUCUCUUCCACGGAAACAGACAAAUGGCUUUCAUCAACUGAAGCCUUGGAAGCCAAGAAGAUGGAAUUGGAAAUUGAAUCGCAUAUAAUUGGUGAUGCAGGGCUUGUCUUAAACAGUUCCAUUGAGACUUCAGUGGAGGAUGACAAGAGAGAGAAAGAAUCUCUCUGUAAGAAAAAGGAAACUCUUAUGGACGAACUGGAGAAACUUCUAGCAUUGGUGAGAGAGAAGGAACAGGAGAUUGCACAAAAUGAUCGUGACAUCCAACAAGUUGAGGAAAAGAUUGCUAAUGUUCUCUCCGGCUUCGGGGAGAUGCAAUCCACUAUUCAGGCCAAGUCUAGUAACUUGCAAGAAGCCCUUUCCCAGAUACAGUUGGAGAGUGAAGCUCUGUCAACAAAAAAGACAGAAAUUGAUGCUGUCCUUACUCAGGAGCAAGAGAGGGGAGCAAAGUUGAGGGAACUGGCCAGGGUUUCUGCAGAGGAAGCAGAGUCAUACCAACAAGUUGCUGCUCUUAGAAAGAGUCUAAUGUCCUCUAUUUUGAAGUCCAGGGAAGAUAAGGUCAGACUAGCAAAGACAGAGGAAAAGCUUUCCGAGGAUGUUCAAAAGCUCCAACAGGAUGUUUCUGCAGCAAGAACUUCACUUCAGGAACUGUCUUCAAGAAAGUCAAGCAUUCAGCAAGAUAUAGCAUCCUCUAAGCAGAAAAUUAUUUUCAUAGAUAAAAGAAUCCCAGAGCUGGAAGCAGAAAAGAAAGUUGCUGCUACUGCAAGAAAUUUCAAAGAAGCUGCACGAAUAGCUGCCGAGGCCAAGUCAUUGAAUGUUGAAAAGGAUGGUAUACAGAUUGACAUGGAAAAGGCCAUCUCAGAGCUUGAGAAGCUUGAGGAAGAGAUUAAAGAGACUGUCAACAGAUUGCAGGAGACUGAGGGGCACAUUUUGUCCAAGGAAAAAGAGGUAGCAACGGCCAGGUUUCAAAGGUUGCUACUGGUAUCUGGUAUUGCUAAAGCAGAAAGAGAAGCUGCUUUGGAGUUGGGUGAUCUUGAAGAAGCUAACCUGCUGCUUGCAGAGGCUGAAGCAGCAGACUCUGAAGCCAAGGAACUUGAACCUAUAUACAACUUCAAAUUGGAAGAGACUGAAAGUCUACCAAAGCACUUUAUGUCUAUGGUGCUCAUAUCCAAUCUUGGGAGGAAGCAGUUGGAAGAAUUGGCAGCAUCUGUUCAAGUUUCUUCAGCAUGACAAGUAGAAGAGCAAGAUUGAGUUAAUUUAUUUAACGAUGCUUGCGAUAUUGGGAUCCACAAGUUGAAGAGGAUUCCGAUAUUGAAUGACAGAGAAGGUGGAGCAGCGUAAGAACUUCGUUCCACAGGCAAUAUCCAUCAAUUGGGAUUGUGUUUUCCCUUCAGCCAUGUGGUUACUUCCUUGGACGCCUAAGAACGCACUUUCCUCAUCUUAAUGAUGAAAGGUUUGGACUCCCUACCCCACAAUUCAUGUUCCCUUGAGCUGUGUCUUGUCAGUAGUCGGGAGAAAUCCAGCCUCCAACCUCCAACCUCCACCCUACAUUUUUUUUCCUCUUUUUUUUUUUCUGUAUAAUUUAAAAAUGAGGAAGUCUUCAACAUUUUCAGUGCAUAGAGCAAUUUUGUGCUGCAUAAUUUUGUGUACCAUACUAUGUUUAUUGGCCCUUACAGUGUAAUUGGAGUUUUUCUUGGUAGCUGCA